This is a messenger RNA of Tripterygium wilfordii, 768 nucleotides long. RefSeq lists its product as uncharacterized. The record is from RefSeq and is a predicted model, not a curated record. Gene Ontology annotation, molecular function: nucleic acid binding. The transcript has 3 exons. NCBI's taxonomy places the organism in Eukaryota, Viridiplantae, Streptophyta, Magnoliopsida, Celastrales, Celastraceae. The coding region runs from base 1 to 768 and encodes 255 amino acids.
AUGGAGCAAUCAUUUGCUAUUACUGAAGACGAUGAUGAUUGCAGAACACCAUUCAUACAAUAUCUGCAAGAUGAUGUAUUACCACAAGAUAAAAAUGAGGCCAAAGCAUUACAACGAAAAGCAUCACGUUACACAAUAGUUAAUGGCAUUCUUUACAAAAGAUCAUACCAAGGAGUUUUGCUACGAUGUUUAUCUCAAGAAGAAGCACAAUAUGCCUUAGCAGAAUUACAUGAAGGUGUCUGCGGAAAUCAUUCAGGUGGCCGAAGCUUAGCCAGUAAAGUCAUGCAAACUGGUUAUUAUUGGCCUAUGCUCCGUGGUGAUGCAGCGGUAUAUGAGGCUAGAUGUGAUAAAUGUCAAAGAUUUUCACAAAUCCCACAUCAACCACCAACGGAGCUGGUCCCAAUUUCAUCGGCAUGGCCGUUCACGAGAUGGGGAAUGGAUAUCAUAAAGCUUUGCUUCGCAUCACCAAGGCAUCCACAAUCGAAUGGCCAAGCAGAAGCUACAAACAAGACGAUAGUCAACACUUUGAAGAAGAGACUAGAAAAAGCAAAGGUAGCCUGGGCAGACGAACUCCCAGGAGUUUUGUGGUCAUAUCGAACAACAGUGAGAACUUCAACAGGAUCUAUUAGCAUCUUGGAUAAAAAUAUCAAAGUUUGGACGAAGGUUAAAGCGACAAAGAUUGCUGUCCUCCAAUUUCCCAAAAGCUCAUGUAUACUUAACCCUUUAUUUAUUCUAAGAUUCUUAUUUGCAUCAUGGUUAAAAUCUUAA